CUAGGUAAGCUCUAAACCUUCUGUAAUAAGCCUGUCAUCAUCAGCUGUCCGGACGGGAAUCUUGGGGCUGAUUUCUCCCACUCUUUUCCUUCGAUAUUCUUUUCUUCAACUUUACAUAUCUUUUUAUUACAUGUAAUUGGAUUGAAACAUUGGCCAAUAUUGAAAACAUGUCGCCCUCAGGGCUACGACAGUGUAUUCGAGACAUCUCGCCUUAUCUCAUACUCUUAGUUGCUAUUAGUACUUUAGGACCGUUACAAUUCGGAUUCCAUCUUGCCGAGCUCAACGCACCUCAAGAUGUCAUCUCCUGCCGUGUUAAACAACAAACCGUCUCUUCGCGAUUAUCCUCCGUCCUAUCCUUCGUAACCUCUUCCCGCCCCUCGGACUCGGACGAUGUAGCUGUCUCUUCCGCCCUGCCCGAUUGCAUUCCCAUGGAAGAUGCCCAAUUCGCCGUCGUAUCCAGUAUGUUCACACUGGGUGGUUUAAUUGGUGCACUUGGUAGUGGUCCUAUUGCAUCUGCAAAAGGUCGCUUGCUAGCUAUGCGAUUGACUAGUUUGUUUUAUGCUAUCGGUUCCAUUAUUGAGACUUUAGGUGCAUCUAUAGCUAUGUUGGCAAUCGGUCGAAUAUUCUCGGGCGUCGGUGCAGGUGCUGCCACUGUUAUCGUACCCAUUUACAUCAGCGAGAUCGCACCACCCCGCGAGCGCGGUACAUUCGGCGCUAUGACCCAGGUCAGCAUCAAUGUUGGCAUCCUGGCCACACAGACUAUGGGCUACUUCCUAAGUUAUGGUUCCGCGUGGAGGUGGAUCCUAGGUGCUGGCAUUAUCAUCGGUGCUGUCCAAGGAUUCGGUCUACUACUUGUACCAGAGAGCCCGGCUUGGUUAGCGGCUAAUAGGAGCGUCACGCAAGCUCGACGGGUAUUACAAAAGAUCCGAGGGCGACACUAUGACAUCGAAGAAGAAACAGCAUCAUGGGGCGACUCUGCAGUGGCACCAGAAGAGGAAGGUCUUUUAGAUGAUCCGGCUGCCGUCCCUAGAAGAGAUUCGACGACUAGUAAAGCUAGCGCGAAGAACACUGCUCAUCUUGGCUUCUUUGAAGUUGUUAAAGACCCUCUAUACCGACCUGCUCUCAUCGCAGCUGUUGGUGUCAUGUGCGCGCAACAAUUAUGCGGUAUCAACUCUAUUAUCAUGUACUCCGUGUCUCUACUCAGGGAUCUUCUGCCCAUUAACUCGGCUCUGUUGACUAUCAUGAUAUCAGCUAUCAACUUAAUCACCACCGUCGCAUGUUCGCCGCUGCCGGACAAGCUAGGGAGGAAGACGUGUCUUCUGUUGUCUAUUUUCGGACAAGGAGCUAGCGCCCUUGCAUUGGCCUUGUCGAUAUUGUUCGAGACCAAGAUCUUGUCGGCUGUAAUGGUACUUUUCUUCGUUGCCUUCUUUGCCGUUGGACUCGGGCCGGUGCCGUUCAUACUCGCGUCCGAACUAGUUGGGCAGGAGGCAGUUGGUGCCACUCAGUCCGCUUGUUUAGGCGCCAAUUACAUUGCCACGUUCCUCGUAGCGCAAUUUUUCCCUAUUAUCAAUGUUGCAUUGAAUGAGCGGUUCGGAGGUGCGGGAUGGGUUUACUUCAUCUUCACUGCCUUGGCCGUUCUCUGCGGUUUAUUUGUACUCUGGCGAGUGCCGGAGACCAAGGGCAAGAAGGAUGUAGAUGAAGUCUGGGGUCGAACGCGACGUCUUGAUUGAACCUUGUAAAGAUUACAUCGUGUAAUAGGGAGAUGAGGUAAUAAUUGUUUUUAUUCAAUAG
Hypoxylon trugodes is the source of this 1791-nucleotide messenger RNA. Its product is annotated as general substrate transporter. Gene Ontology annotation, cellular component: membrane. The transcript has 2 exons. Gene Ontology annotation, biological process: monosaccharide transmembrane transport. Gene Ontology annotation, molecular function: hexose transmembrane transporter activity. Bases 168 to 1730 code for a protein of 520 amino acids. NCBI's taxonomy places the organism in Eukaryota, Fungi, Ascomycota, Sordariomycetes, Xylariales, Hypoxylaceae. The record is from RefSeq and is a predicted model, not a curated record.